Messenger RNA from Hyla sarda, 2790 nucleotides. Its product is annotated as gastrula zinc finger protein XlCGF17.1-like. The record is from RefSeq and is a predicted model, not a curated record. Gene Ontology annotation, molecular function: RNA polymerase II cis-regulatory region sequence-specific DNA binding; DNA-binding transcription factor activity. Lineage: Eukaryota; Metazoa; Chordata; Amphibia; Anura; Hylidae. Bases 9 to 1304 code for a protein of 431 amino acids. Gene Ontology annotation, biological process: regulation of transcription by RNA polymerase II. The transcript has 2 exons.
AAGAUCUGAUGGAUAUUAAGGUUGAGGUUAAAGAUGAAGCAGAAGAGGAGACGGAUUUCGGGGCCGAUCCGCAGUGUAAGGAGGGGGAGACUUUCAUUGGUUGUAAAGUCAAAGCCGAAGACUAUUCAAAAGAUGGAGGAAAUAUAAAGGAAGAGACGGAAAAUCCCAGUAAGAAUUCUGAGGGAAACUUCAUGUUAUCCCUGAAUGAUAAAGGAGAAGAUGAAGAUAUGAUGGAGCGCUCCUCCGGAGAAGACCUCCUUACCCCUAAUGUCCAUCCAGAUCUAUCCUAUAAUAAUCCACCUGAUCAUGAGGAACCUUCUCCUGACCAACCACACAUUGUUACCACAAGGACAGAGCAGGAUCAUGGGAAAGGUUUAUAUUGUGAGGAAUGCGGAAGAGAAUUUACUAAAAGAUCACAGCUUUUUAGACACAGGAGAAUUCACACAGGGGAAAAGGCAUAUUCAUGCUCAGAAUGUGGGAAAUGUUUUGUAGCUAAGGCAAGUCUUGUUAUACACGAGAUGGUCCACACAGGAGAGAAACCGUAUUCAUGUUCAGAAUGUGGGAAAUGUUUUAAAAGUAAAUCAGAGCGUGUUAAACACGAGAGAAGACAUACAGCGGAGAAGCCAUAUUCGUGCCCAGAAUGUGGAAAAUGUUUUAAAAGUAAAGCAGAUCUUUUUUCCCAUGAGAGAAUUCAUACAGGAGAGAAGCCGCAUUCGUGUUCAGAAUGUGGGAAAUGUUUUACAACUAAAUCAGAACUUGUUAAACACGAGAGAAGUCACAGAGGUUAUAAGCCAUAUUCAUGUUCAGAAUGUGGGAAAUGUUUUGUAGAUAAGUCAAAUCUUUUGAUGCAUCUGAGAAUUCACACAGGAGAGAAGCCAUACUCAUGUUCGGUAUGUGGGAAAUGUUUUUCAAAUAAGUCAAAUCAUGUUGCACAUAAGAGGAGUCACACAGAAGAAAAGCCAUAUUCGUGUUCAGAUUGUGGGAAAUGUUUUAAAAGUAAAUCAGAGCUUGUAAAACAUGAGAAAAGGCAUACUGGGGAGAAGCCAUAUUCAUGCUCAGAAUGUAAAAAAUGUUUUAAAAGUAAAUCAGAUCUUGUUCAACAUGAGCGAAUCCACGCAGGAGAGAAGCCAUAUUCAUGUUCAGAAUGUGGGAAAUGUUUUAGAGCAAAAUCAGAUCUUGUUAUACAUGUGAGAAUCCACACAGGCGAGAAGCCGUAUUCAUGUUCAGAAUGUGGGAAAUGUUUUACACAUAAAUCAAAUCUUGUGUCACAUGAGAAAAUUCACACAAGGGAGAAGCCGUAUUAAUGUUCAGAAUGUGGGAAAUGUUUUAUUACUAUAGGAAAUCUGAGGAGUCCUCAGAAAUGUCAUGCUGCAUAUGCAGAGAAUGUUUUACAUGAAAUUUUGAACUUAUCAAAUAAUUCACAUAAAGAAGAAACGCCGCCCCCAUUACUGUGCCUGAUGGGCCUGAAUUGUGGCCGCACAUGCACCAAAAUAAUCUUGAGUAGAAUUAAUUACAAAUGUAUUAUUAUGUUUGUGGCAGAAAAAAUAAUUAUAUGCAAAAGGGGCGUGGUCAUGAUUUGUCUAUAUUUAAGCCACAUUUACCAAGUGAUUGGUCCAUUUUCUGGUGGAAACAAAACCCACAUAGAAUUGGUGUAAGAGUUGUAUUAAGGUGCAACCUUGGCGAAAUCCUAUAUAAACACAAGAUAUAAAAAUGAAUUGGAGCGCACAGUGCCGGUUACCACUAGGAGACGCAGAGCGGGCGUUGGAACGGGCAGCGGGGAAUGGAUUGACAAGUCCCACUAAUUGUGCUUGGAGUAUGGGAAGCAUAUUAGGAGUACUGGCAGGGAAAUAUUUGGGUACGGAGGGCAUUGGGGAAUAUUUGGGGCACGGGCAGCGGAGAAUGAAGCACAGUCACAACGGGAACAUGUUCCUCCAUCCUCUGCUGCUCGUGCCCAUCGGGUAGGGGGAUGAGCACAUGUCCUCGCUGUGCGCAACAAUUGUGCUAGAAUAUGUUGAGCGGGGGUCAGGGGAAUAAAAUUAGAUUAUUCACAGUACAAGUUUAAAAACCCCGCCGGGAGCCCUGAAUGGAUACCCAAUGCCGGCCAUUCAGGGCUCCCGGCGGGGUAUUUGAAAAUGAAAGUAUGGACAGUAUAUACAUAGUUGGGGAGCGAAACAUGCCACACGCUCCCCUGGUUACUAAUGUCUGAUCGCAACGGGUCUCAGAAGUGAGACCCAGUGCGAUCAAGACCCUGUACUACUACCCCCAACAUGGAAUAGACUCUGUUCCAUGAUGGGGGUAGUAGUACAAGCACUAAUAUAGCCUCACCAGCCACCCACAGACUCCUGCAGCCAGGGGAACUACUACUCCCAUCAUGGAAACGAGUCUGUUUCAUGAAGGGAGUAGCAGUAGUCCCGCUGUUGGAGUCCAUAGGCGGCUGACACUAACGGAUGAAAAACUGAUGCAAAAAAGAUGCCACUAAAUGGCAUCCCUUUGCAUCCAUUAGUAGUAUAAUCCGUUUAAUAAGCAUUGAGGGGAGAAUAGCGGGACGGGAGAGAAUGGCCGUGUGAACUGCGCCUUAGGACGCACUUACAGUUGAAUUAUCCGCAUCCUGCUGUCACCACUGCUCGGUGCCCCUGCCAGGACAUAGACAGUGUUAUUAUGUAACCACACUGCCUUCAUCCCUAUGUAGGUGCCAGGCCUGACUAAUAGAGAGCAGAUACGCGAGGACAGUAUGGGAGCAAACGCUGGAGUGUAGAAUUACUUAAAGGGGUACUCUGGCGCUAAGACAUC